Molecule: messenger RNA, 1072 nt
Organism: Spodoptera exigua (beet armyworm)
Lineage: Eukaryota; Metazoa; Arthropoda; Insecta; Lepidoptera; Noctuidae
Source: the annotation of a GenBank genome assembly
AACAUCUGUGUUAGGGUUUUCCAACAGUUAAUAGCAGUUUAUAUAUAAGAAAAGUGCGCAGUAUUCAAUCUAACUUAUUGAAUAUUGUGGUAAAGUUGUAAUUUGUGUAAAUAAAUUUGGGAAUAAAUGUAUUAGUUGGUUUUGUCUAAGUGACUGGCGUCAAAAUGUGCGGAGGAUUCACUUGUUCAAAGAAUGCAUUGAUUGCAUUAAAUAUUCUUUAUGUGGUGGUGGCUAGCAUUCUGAUAUCAGUGGCAGUGUAUGGGCAGGCAUCGUCACUGGUCACCAACCUGCCAAUAGUUGGUGGUAUCCUGGCAUGUGGUGUAUUCCUCAUACUGAUUUCCCUGUUGGGGCUUCUUGGAGCAGUUAAACAUCACCAAGUUAUGCUGUUUUUUUACAUGGUGAUUCUGUUUCUUCUGUUUUUAGUUCAAUUCUCAGUGGCAUGUGCCUGUUUAACCGUCAAUUCAGAUCAUCAGGAAAUGUUGGCUCGGCAAGGAUGGAACAAAGUGAAUAUGGAUGUGAAAGAGCAAGUUCAGGAAAGGUUCCAAUGCUGUGGCUUCCAGAGUCGAGCACCUGAGAAUGGUACCGCUGAACACCCUUCUUGUGACCUUGUGGAUAAAAUCUGCUGUGCAAAUAUGCUUGAUGCUCCAAAUUGUCAAUGUGACCCAUGUAUGGGCAGGUUGAAACAGACCAUUGAUUAUGCAUUCAAGCUGUGUGGCGGCAUAGGACUAUUUUUCAGUUUCACUGAGUUAUUCGCUGUAUGGCUCGCCCGACGAUACCGCAACCAGCCCGACCCUAAUUAUAAGGAACCUCAUGCUAUUUUCCCUAGAAAGAAUUACCUGUAUUGAAGUGUUGAUUUUAGAACUGUAAUAUUCCUGCAGACUGAUUUAGUGAAAUUGUUUUUUUUUGUAGUACCAUUUCUUCCAUAUUUUACAUAUAGCGACAAAGGUCAGAAAUAAUUCACAUAACAAUCCCUAGAAGUUCUAGUUUCAUUUAGAGAAUACAAAGUUUGAGAUUAUUCAUGCAUUAUAAUGUUUGUUUUAAAAAGUAGGACUAAUACUAUUAUUUUCUUAUG